AUGGCUCGGCCAUGGCUGCUGCUUCUCCUGCCCCUCCGCUGUCCAGCCCUGCCCACAGGUCUGGGUGUCACCCCCUUCCCCUCUCUGGCCCCGCCCAUCGCGCUGCAGGUGAAUGGAGAGCAGCGGACUCUGGUGAUCUGCCUGGUCCUGGAUGCUGCACCCGCUGGCCUGGACAGUGCCGUCUGGUUCUCAGCUGGCAAUGGCAGUGUGCUGGACGCCUUUACCUAUGGCCCCUCCCCGGCUGCAGAUGGCACCUGGAGCAGCCUGGCCCAGCUCUCCGUGUCCUCUGAGAAGCUGGCAGCCUGGGAGCCCUUGGUCUGCCACACCAGGCCUGCGCCUGGGGGCCAGAGCCUGCGAACACAGCCCCUGAAGCUGUCAGGAGCAGCUUCCCCAGCCAGGUCCUGCGUCUACAACACUCUCAGGGGGACACGAAGCCAGGCCCUGUGUCUGGGAGCCUUGAGGCUGCUGUUUUGCAAGCUGCUGCUAACUGAUGUGCUGCUGACCUGCCACAUCCUGCUCCUGCCCCGCCCGCACUCCCGCCCCUCAAGACCACUCAUCUCACCUGGCCACAGCAACGGAGAGACCCAGCACCCUGAGCUCCCCCAGGCCCACACUGAUCCACAGGGACGGACCUUGCCCGGCCAGCAAGGAGGUGCCUGCCUCUUUGGAGGAUUUUUCAAGGAGUAA
Dipodomys spectabilis (banner-tailed kangaroo rat) is the source of this 687-nucleotide messenger RNA. It is a transcript of the gene Ptcra, whose product is annotated as pre T cell antigen receptor alpha. The record is from RefSeq and is a predicted model, not a curated record. Gene Ontology annotation, biological process: negative regulation of thymocyte apoptotic process. NCBI's taxonomy places the organism in Eukaryota, Metazoa, Chordata, Mammalia, Rodentia, Heteromyidae. The coding region runs from base 1 to 687 and encodes 228 amino acids. The transcript is spliced from 5 exons.